Astrephomene gubernaculifera is the source of this 1201-nucleotide messenger RNA. The record is from the annotation of a GenBank genome assembly. Lineage: Eukaryota; Viridiplantae; Chlorophyta; Chlorophyceae; Chlamydomonadales; Astrephomenaceae.
UGAUCGAGUAACGUGCUUUUUCUACGAUGGGGAUGGUAUAAUUCCUGAGCAACAUACUUGCUAACGUAAAAGUACAGUAGUCAAGGCUGUCGUCCACUAAGCUUCGUAGCCAUAAUAAAUUUCCUUUCAGUUAAUAGCCGUUAAUGUUGGUGAACAAGAUGGCGCUUCGCACGCAAAUUGAGAUCAACGCACCCGUGGAGCGAGUGUGGGCAGUCAUGGGUAACCUCACCAAAUGGAACACCUUUAAUACAUUCCUCGACAUACAACAAGUGCCUGACAAGCUGGCGCCCGGACAACCCCUCAAGGUCGCCCUCAAGCCGCCCAGCGCCUCUCGAGCCACUGUCAUGACGCCCCAGGUUGUGUCCUACCAGGAGGGCAGCGAGCUGCGGUGGCGCGGCAAGCUGCUGGGCAUCAACCUGCUGUUCGUGGGUGAGCACUUCUUCCGGCUGCGGCAGCUGGGGCCCGACAGGACGCUGCUGGAGCAUGGUGAGGACUUCCGCGGCUGCCUGGUUCCGCUGCUGGGCGGUGUGCUGCGCGACACGGAGAAGGGCUUCCAGGAGUUCAACACCGGCCUCAAGCGGGCAGUGGAGGGGCAGCGGUGAGAGAGGGGUAAAGCUGGUUAUGAGGUAGACUAACUAACUAUCCGUACCAUGAGGCGGUGAGGGGACCAGUCGGCAUGAGCAGUGAGGGGUGUCAGUGUGGACGGAGGGGUUGUCUGGGUUGCAUGGGUAAAGAGGAAACAACUUAACUGACUGAGGUUGCAUGGGUGGUGGGCAGGCCGUGUGAGUUGGCUCGCAUGUGCUUCUUUAGUGCUUCUUGGUUUAGAGUGCAUUGAUCACUGUACUGCACUGAGCACUGCAUGAGCGAAGAAACGAACGAACGAGUUGUUACAGCUGUUAUAGCAUUGUUGGGGGGCCCCGUUGGGUGUUUGUGUUGUUAAGUGUUGGUUGCAUGUAGUAGUGGGCUGUUGUUGCUGGUUGGCUAAUCGUUGCGUGAUCCUUCAUUUGAACCGAAGACGCUCUCACUUAUUCCGCCAGUCUUAUAUACACUGAUGCACUGUUGCACUGUUGCUGCUGCUGUGCAGGGGCCAUGCAUACCUUUUUCGCAUUUAGGCACCUGCAUUGACGUGGCGGAUAUUGCACCACAUGUCGGUAUUCCCCCCCGAUUCAUGACGUGACCCCCCCCCUCGAUCAGCAUCACA